Volvox carteri f. nagariensis is the source of this 1407-nucleotide messenger RNA. RefSeq names its product E2F transcription factor family (gene e2f1). The record is from RefSeq and is a predicted model, not a curated record. Gene Ontology annotation, cellular component: RNA polymerase II transcription regulator complex. The coding region runs from base 1 to 1407 and encodes 468 amino acids. The transcript has 6 exons. Lineage: Eukaryota; Viridiplantae; Chlorophyta; Chlorophyceae; Chlamydomonadales; Volvocaceae. Gene Ontology annotation, biological process: regulation of transcription by RNA polymerase II. Gene Ontology annotation, molecular function: protein dimerization activity; DNA-binding transcription factor activity, RNA polymerase II-specific; RNA polymerase II cis-regulatory region sequence-specific DNA binding.
AUGCUCUCGGCCGCAGUACCCCCCAACCCGCCUGGAGGGCUGUUGCAUCCCCGGCGGGGAAGGGAUCCGGUUUGCCCCCGGGGUUCUUCAUUGCGGCAUACAGGCUACAGCCCUCCAACACGUCCCCUUGCUGCUUCUCAGGACAGCACACGCACGCACGCCAUCCCGCGCUUUGUGCUGUACAUAGAGCCUCUCCCCUUCUGGUCCCCGGGCAGCCUCACCUCCGGUUGCCGACACGACUGCUCGCUGGGGAUGCUCACGAAGAAGUUCCUCACACUGAUUGAUAACGCCACGGACGGCGUCCUGGACCUGAACAAAGCUGCGGAGACUCUCAAGGUUCAGAAGCGGCGUAUCUACGACAUCACAAACGUGCUGGAGGGUGUGGGGCUCAUCGAAAAGAAGUCCAAGAACAACAUCCGGUGGAAGGGCGCCUCCACGGCGGCGGACCGGGAGACGGAGCCGGAGACCGCCAAACUGCGACAAGACAUGAAGUCCCUGGAGGAUCAGGAGCGCUCCCUGGACGACCAUAUCCGCAUCAUGACGGGCGCCAUUCAGGCUCUGUCAGACAACCCCCUCAACAAGCCGCGACUGUACGUGACAGACGAAGACGUGACCAGUCUGCCUUGCUUUGCAAAUGACACCAUAUUCGCGGUGAAGGCCCCGCCGGGCACCACACUGGAGGUUCCGGACCCGCGCGAGGCGGCCGACCCACGGGACGGUCAGAUGCGGUACAGGAUUGUGCUUCGGAGCACCCGGGGCCCCAUAGACGUCUACCUGGUGCAGCACACCAACAACGGCGGUACCACCAGCCAGCAGGGGGCCGCAGCGCCCUCGGCCACGUCGGCGGAGCCCGCGGGGAGUACCGUGGGGCCCGCGGAAAGAGGGGGGGGAGGGGGUGGGGGGUCUGCGAGCGGCGCUGUGGGACCCGGGAAUGGCGGGGGAGCUGCGUCGGGUGGCGGUGCCGGGGCCGCGGCGGCGGCAGCGGCGGAUGCAGGAGGCAGCGGCGGAUGUGGCGGCGGCAUUUCCGCUCCGCCCACGGCUGUGAAGCCGGAACUGGUGCCGUCUGGCCGGAGUGCCGGUCCUGGGCUGGUUUGUGCAGGUCUGGCCUCUCCCUCGUUCCCCUUCGCCCUGCCGGGCACCAGUCCCCUGUCGGCAGCCGCCGGGGCUAACGGCCCCUCGUCCUUCUUCAACAGUGUGCUGAACUCCCCCACGGGGGCGGUCGCUGUGGAUCCGCUCCACAUGGGGCCCCUGACCUCCCCUGGACUGGCGGGGAGAGUGUCGGGGACAGCGGGGGGAGUGGGGGAGAUGGAUCCCGCCACCUGGUACGACGGACCCCACGAGCCGCCUCUCAUAUCGACAUUCUAUCAGGGGGAGGACGAUGACAACUUCUUCACGGCACCGCUAUGA